CAUUAACUAGUCCAACAAACCGCUUUCUCCCCUCUCCUCCUCGCUCUCCAAAGUCAAAAGCACGGACACCUAGUCUUAUGGCUUCCUCCGCCUCGCCGCCCAUCCUCCCUCUCUCCACCGCCCAAUCCACCGCCAGCGCCGACGCCACUGCCCCGAUCUCCACCCCAGCCUUCCGCGGCUUCCUUUCCCGCCUCUCCGACUCCAUCCGCCGCUCCCUCGCCAACCGCCGACCCUGGUCGGAGCUUAUCGACAGCUCCGCCUUCUCCCGGCCGGACUCCCUCGCCGACGCCGCCUCCCGCGUCCGCAAAAACCUCUCCUACUUCCGCGUCAACUACCUCGCCCUGCUCGCCGUCGUCCUCGCCCUCUCCCUCCUCUCCCACCCCUUCUCCCUCCUCGUCCUCCUCUCCCUCCUCGCCGCCUGGUGCUUCCUCUACCUCUUCCGCCCCGCUGAUCCCCCGCUUGUCAUCCUCGGCCGCACCUUCUCCGACCGUGAAACCCUCGGCGCCCUCGUCCUCCUCACCAUCCUCGUUGUCUUCCUCACCUCCGUCGGGUCCCUCCUCAUCUCCGCCCUUAUGGUCGGUGUUGCCAUUGUCGCCAUCCACGGGGCCUUCCGGGUGCCCGAGGACCUCUUCCUCGACGACCAGGAACCCGGCGGCGCCACCUCCGGGUUCCUUUCCUUCCUCGGCGGAGCCGCUGCCUCUGCCGGCCCGGCGGUCGGCGUCUGAUGUGGAUCUGACGGUUAUUUUGGUUGCGUUCAUCGAGAGGCUCAGCUAGGACCUUUUGGAAGAAGAAAAGUGAGGAGUUGAAACUCUAUUCAUUUGGUGGCUGCUCUUUCAAUCUUCCAGUUGGAAGGAAUCUUCCUAUUGGGUGUAGCAGGGAGUGCAAUCUAUUCAAGGUCAUCGAAGAAUGGUGCUCCACCAUGUGCAUGUAUAACACAUAAUGAUAUGGUGGUAGUGAUAUUGUGGUUGCUCUUGUUUAUAUGACUACUAGUAGCAAUUUGGUGAAUAAAAUUGUAAACAUGAUUGGGAGAUGGUGAAUUAUUUGGAAGUAGAUGAUGAACUUCAUUAGUUCUCCGUCCUUAACUUGUGGCGUUGAAUUUGUCAAAAGUUUAUGGUAGAUUAAUGUUUGUAUUAUCUGAAUAUUGUAAGAAUCCUGCUGCAAAGUAAGCCAUAGUUCUCCAAGUUUUGACAGGGGUCUGAUCUUCCAGA
Molecule: messenger RNA, 1208 nt
Organism: Elaeis guineensis (African oil palm)
Lineage: Eukaryota; Viridiplantae; Streptophyta; Magnoliopsida; Arecales; Arecaceae
Product: PRA1 family protein B3
Biological process (GO): vesicle-mediated transport
Cellular component (GO): Golgi apparatus; endoplasmic reticulum
Source: RefSeq, a predicted model, not a curated record